This is a messenger RNA of Argentina anserina (silverweed cinquefoil), 2859 nucleotides long. RefSeq lists its product as uncharacterized. Gene Ontology annotation, molecular function: zinc ion binding. The transcript has 2 exons. The coding region runs from base 418 to 2664 and encodes 748 amino acids. Lineage: Eukaryota; Viridiplantae; Streptophyta; Magnoliopsida; Rosales; Rosaceae. The record is from RefSeq and is a predicted model, not a curated record.
UUCUCAACCCUGAAACACACUGCCUCUUCUGCCCUUCUUCUCUUCUCUCUCCGUUCUCUCCUUCUUUUGCCCUUUUCCACCGAUCCUUUCAUUACCCGCCAAUUUCCCUCCUCCUUCUCCCUUUUCAAAUUUCUCUGUUUUCUUCUGCAACUCCCCCAAUUCUUAAAGGUCCCGACUUUCGCCUCCGAUCUGCUCUCCGCCACUUUGGGUCUUCGAUUCCCGGCGUUCUGGGGAUUACCCAGUUCGUCUUUUUUUUUUUUGUGGAUUUGGGGUCCAGUUUGUGGGAUGUGAAAUUGGGGCUGGAGCUAGGGUUUCGUUGAAUUGCAGCUGAGAAGAUGGUCUUUUCAAAUAUAAACGAGUAGUUGUUUUUAGAGGCAGUGUAUCUUCUUUGUUGAUUGAUUCCAUCAAUUCCAUGAGAUGAUGUUUGGACAAAAUCACAAUAUAGCACUUAGGCAGAAUCAGCAGAUACUGGGCCACAACCAUAGCCGAGACACUCAUGACCAUCAUCUGGCCUCCGCACAAGCUCAUGAGCAUCACUUGGAUAUGGGAGAUAAUAGACAUGACCUGGGUUUAGACCAUCCUCAUGACCACGAGUUGGGUUUAGAACAGGACCAUGACCAAGAUGGAGAUGAUGGUCACAGCUACAGACAUGAAAAUGAGUUAGGUAUGGAUCGGAAACCUGAUCUGGAUGACCAUGGAUUGUCUCUCCCUCCUCAGAACCAUGAGUUGGUUUUGGCUGAAAACAAUGAGCUGGCUGUCUCAGAUGACCAAGAACUUGAAGGAAAUAUGGAACUGGCCAUGGAUCAGAAUCAUGAAUUGGGCAUAGAAUCUAUGCAUGAUAUGAGUAUCCAGGAAUCCCAGCUGGCACUUAGCCCCAAUCCUGUACUUCAGGCUCGUAUGCCUGUUGCAAAUCCUCAUUAUGAAUUGGCAGUGGGGCAAGAGUUCCCUGAUGUCAAAAGCUGCCGCAGAGCCUUGAGGGAUACAGCUAUUGCCUCACACUUUGAAAUGCAGACCAUUAAAUCUGACAAGACUCGUUUCACUGCCAAGUGUGCCAGUGAGGGGUGCCCAUGGCGUAUUCAUGCUGCAAAGCUCCCAGGAGUUCCAACUUUCACAAUCAGGACCAUCCACGAGACUCAUACAUGUGGAGGAAUUUAUCAUCUUGGUCAUCAGCAAGCCUCUGUUCAGUGGGUUGCAAAUUCUGUGGAACAGCGGCUAAAAGAGAACCCUAAUUACAAGCCAAAGGAAAUACUUGAGGAGAUUCACCGAGUUCAUGGUAUCACGUUAUCCUACAAGCAAGCUUGGCGAGGCAAGGAGCGCAUCAUGGCAGCAAUGCGUGGAUCAUUUGAAGAAGGUUAUCGCUUGCUUCCAGAAUAUUGUGAACAGGUCAAACGAACUAACCCAGGGAGUAUAGCAAUAGUUUAUGGUAACCCAAGUGAUAACUGCUUCCAGCGUCUCUUCAUAUCAUUUCAGGCAUCAAUUUAUGGUUUCUUAAAUGCUUGUCGGCCCCUCCUUGGGCUUGAUAGAACAUAUUUGAAAAGUAAGUAUCUGGGCACUUUGCUUCUUGCGACUGGUUUCGAUGGUGAUGGUGCUCUAUUUCCACUGGCAUUUGGGGUUGUGGAUGAGGAGAGUGAUGAUAAUUGGAUGUGGUUUCUUUCUGAGCUGCAUAAUCUGCUGGAGCUUAAUUCAGAAAACAUGCCUAGGCUUACAAUUUUGUCAGACAGGCAGAAGGGCAUUGUUGAUGGGGUUGAAGUAAAUUUUCCUACUGCUUUCCAUGGAUUUUGCAUGCGUCACUUGAGUGAUAGCUUUCGUAAGGAGUUUAACAACACAAUGCUCGUUAAUCUUCUGUGGGAAGCUGCUCAUGCUCUCACUGUAAUUGACUUUGAUACAAAAGUUUUAGAGGUACAAGAGAUAUCUCAAGAUGCUGCAAUAUGGAUCAGACAAAUUCCACCCCGCUUAUGGGCUACUGCUCAUUUUGAGGGAACACGUUUUGGGCAUUUGACAGCUAAUGUGGUUGAAUCUUUGAAUAAUUGGAUAUUGGAGGCCUCCGGGCUUCCAAUAAUUCAGAUGAUGGAAUGCAUCAGAAGACAGCUAAUGACUUGGUUCAAUGAACGGCGAGAGACCAGUAUGCAGUGGACAUCGAUUCUUGUUCCUUCUGCAGAGAGGCGUGUAGCUGAGGCUCUUGAGCGGGGGCGCACCUAUCAGGUACUUCGCGCUAACGAAGCGGAGUUUGAAGUCAUAUCUCAUGAAGGGACAAAUAUUGUGGACAUUAGAAACCGUUGCUGCCUUUGUCGUGGCUGGCAGCUUUAUGGUUUACCAUGCGCCCAUGCUGUUGCAGCACUUCUAUCUUGCAGGCAGCAAGUCCAUCGAUUUACUGAGAGCUGCUUCACAGUUGCAACUUAUCGGAAGACAUACUCACAGACUAUACAUCCAAUUCCAGAUAAAUCUCUAUGGGCUGAGACGUUAAGGAUUGAGGGAGAAGAUCCUAAUGCAAGCAAUGCUCUUUCUGAGGUUUUAAUUAACCCUCCCAAGUCACUCAGGCCACCAGGUCGACCAAGAAAGAAGCGUGUUCGAGCAGAGGACCGUGGCCGAGUGAAGCGGGUAGUGCAUUGUAGUCGCUGCAACCAAACAGGCCACUUCAGAACCACAUGUGCAGCUCCAAUAUAGAUGGUCUGUAAAGCAGUCUGGGUAUGUUCGUCUGUGCAAAAGAAUUUUACUUCCUGAUUAUAAGUAGUUCACUAGUUUUUAGUUCGAUUGUCUAGUGCAUGCUGUAUUAUUAGAAUCUUAAUUGUGGGUAUCAAUCUCAUAAUCUGCUAUCCUCCUUAGAAUUGUUAAGUUAAUUUCAAGGGUGAGAUUUAUGAU